AAACAAUCGAAAACUCUGAGCAAUCUGAUUGAAAAUCUCGGCUACACCAUCGAAAACAUCGAGACCCGUGAUCCAAUUCCAGUUACAAAUGUGAAUAGAAAGACUAUGGCGAAGGUUGCUGAAUGGUGUGAGAAGCACAAAACCGAUGCAAUUCCAGAGGACAAUAUGAAUGUUCUCAAGACUCUUACCAUUCCAGAAUGGGAUCAGAAGAGGAUGAAGCUCCUUGACAUCAAGGGUCUCAUGUACUUUGGGUGUAAAACUGUUUCCAACAUGGCAAAGGGAAAAACAACUGCUGAACUCAGAGAGAUCUUUGGAAUCAAUACGGAUGAACAGGAUGCUGCUGAGGAAACUGCACAGAGAGCUGUCGCCGAAGUUGUCUAA
Molecule: messenger RNA, 381 nt
Organism: Caenorhabditis elegans
Lineage: Eukaryota; Metazoa; Nematoda; Chromadorea; Rhabditida; Rhabditidae
Source: the annotation of a RefSeq genome assembly